AUGGUGUUCGUGGUUGUAAGCUAUCAACUGAAGUUUACAUCGCGAUGGCCUUCACUUCCUGCAGGCCACCGGUUGAGACAAGAGGAUAAGCCCUGCAUCAUUUCUCUCCACGAAACUGAUCCAAUAUCUGGAAAUCCAGCAACCGCGACCCCAGCGGCGUCGCUGGCUGAUGUACCAGCGCCCGCGCCCGUGCCGGCCGCCGCCGGCGAGCGCGGCCUGUCCGUGUCGCAGGCCAUGUCUAAUGUCAUGGCGAAGGGCAAGACGGCGUUCAUCCCGUACAUCACCGCCGGCGACCCCGACCUCGCGACGACGGCGGCCGCGCUGAGGCUCCUCGACGCCCUGGGCGCCGACGUCGUCGAGCUCGGCAUGCCGUUCUCGGACCCCUCCGCUGACGGGCCCGUCAUCCAGGCCUCCGCGGCGCGCGCGCUGGCCGCCGGCGCCACCGCAGACGCCAUCAUGACCAUGCUGAAGGAGGUGACGCCGGAGCUGUCCUGUCCCGUGGUGGUCUUCUCCUACUUCAGACCCAUUGCGGAGCGAGGGACGGCGAGCUUCGCCGCUGCGGUCAAGGAAGCCGGCGUAAAAGGUCUUAUAGUACCUGAUCUUCCUUACGCCGAGACAAGUGCUUUCAGAGAUGAAGCCAUUAAGAACGACCUAGAGCUGGUGCUGCUUACAACACCGUCUACACCGGCAGAGAGGAUGAAGGAGAUCACUGAAGCUUCAGGAGGCUUUGUUUACCUUGUAAGUGUCGAUGGAGUUACAGGCCCCCGCGCAAACGUGAACCCACGUGUCGAGAGUCUUCUUAAGGAGAUUAAGGAGGUCACUGACAAGGCAGUGGCUGUUGGCUUUGGAAUAUCAACCCCUGACCAUGUUAAGCAGAUUUCAGAGUGGGGUGCAGAUGGAGUGAUAAUUGGCAGUGCAAUGGUGAAGCAGCUGGGUGAAGCGGCUACUCCAGAAGAAGGGCUAAAGAGGCUGGAAGUGUAUGCCAGGAGCUUGAAAGAUGUGCUGCCAUGAUAUGUGAAUAUAUAACAGCAAUUACUUAACUUGAUUGGGAAGUGGUUAAAAUAUGAGCAGGAGCAGUGAAGCUGCCUAUUAUUACUUU
Messenger RNA from Lolium rigidum, 1099 nucleotides. RefSeq names its product tryptophan synthase alpha chain-like. Gene Ontology annotation, molecular function: tryptophan synthase activity. Gene Ontology annotation, biological process: L-tryptophan biosynthetic process. Gene Ontology annotation, cellular component: cytosol; chloroplast. The record is from RefSeq and is a predicted model, not a curated record. The coding region runs from base 1 to 1011 and encodes 336 amino acids. The transcript is spliced from 8 exons. NCBI's taxonomy places the organism in Eukaryota, Viridiplantae, Streptophyta, Magnoliopsida, Poales, Poaceae.